This is a messenger RNA of Pygocentrus nattereri (red-bellied piranha), 2620 nucleotides long. It is a transcript of the gene rasef2, whose product is annotated as ras and EF-hand domain-containing protein. Bases 324 to 2342 code for a protein of 672 amino acids. Lineage: Eukaryota; Metazoa; Chordata; Actinopteri; Characiformes; Serrasalmidae. The record is from RefSeq and is a predicted model, not a curated record. The transcript has 17 exons. Gene Ontology annotation, molecular function: GTPase activity; GTP binding; calcium ion binding.
GGCACCGGGCGCUCUUUCAUAUCUGUUCUCACUUUGUUUCGCUCACAGGCUGUGAGGGUUUGGUGUUCUGUGCACUUUUACUUGUUGAUUAUGGCUAAAAGAUGAAGACCGGUUAAAGCUUUUGCCUGUUCGCACUGUUCUUGUCGUGAAAAUCAGCGUGGUGAGUCCUGAAAAGAGAAAAGACUUCCACAGUGUCUCUUUCUCUCUCGCACGCGCGCGCUCUCUCUCUCCCCCUCUUUCUUCUUUGAGGAGUUGACCUCAGUCCCUGGAUGUUGCUUGUUUAACUAGCUUACUGGUUUCUGGAAGCUGAACAGUCUGAAAAGAUGGACACCCCGGACCUUCGUAGGUUGUUUUCGGCUUGUGAUGGAAAUAAGUCGGGGAGAAUCGAGUAUGAGGAUUUUAUCAGUGUUUGCCGAGAGCUUAACGUUCAGGCCGGCGACGUACGAGCUCUCUUCAACAAAUUCGACGUGGACGGAGAUGGAUGUAUUAAUUACAACGACUUCUGUUUGAGCUUCAAUCAAGUGUCUGAAACUCUGAACCUGGCCUCGCUGGGGAGCAGCGGGCAGAGUCAGACGAGCGCCUGGGACGAGUUUGAAAACACUCUGGACGGAGAUGUGGCCUUCUACUUGGGAAGGCUAGGGGAUCCUCUGAGCGAGCUGUAUCAGCAGAUCCACUCUACAUCAGACAUACUUUUACUGCAACAGUAUGAGGAUCUGAUCAAAGCUCUCGUGUUGGAGAUCAGAGAGCAUCGGAUGGAGAGCGACCAGUUGGAGACCAGUCUGAGACGGACGGAGGAGAUGGCAAGCACUCAGAUAGCUGAGUUUGAGGAGGAUUUGCAGCAACAGCUCAACCGCUUGGAGAAGAGAGUCCGUGAGGAGGAGCAGAAGAAAACUGAGGCAGCCAUUGCCAUGCUCCAGAUCAAACAUCAGAAUGAACUUGCCGACUUGCACGCAGCAGUGGAGAGGCUUACACAGUAUCAAGAGGAAGCAGAGCUGAACAGCCCCAAAGAAGAUGUCAUCAAAUUAAGAAAACAAAUGCGGGAGAUGACGCAGGAAAAUGAAGAGCUGAGAAGUUCUCUUCUGAAGGCUCAAAUGAGCAUUUCUGUUCUGCAGGUAGAGUUGGACAAGCUGAAGAAUGCAUAUGCUGAUGAGAAACUUCAGCAUGAAAGAGAAAGCAGUGACCUUAAAACAAUGGUAGUUGAAUACCAGUCCUACGCUGGCCAUAUUGAACUCCUCCAGGAAAUGAAUAAAAAGUUGUACGACAGUAAUGAUGGGUUACGUUCUGCUCUGGCCAAGGACAGUGCUUCUUCCAAGAGGCAGCUUUCCCCCAGAAAUGAAAAACCUCCUAGAAAACUGAAACCACUUCGGCAGAGUACGAUAAAUCAGAAUAGCUUUGCUAAUGAGGAAGAUGACAUGGCUGUAGAUACCACCAAAGACAAGUUCUCGCUUGUAGCCCGCUGGGCGGAUAAGUAUCUGGACAGCGGCGUUUCCUUACAGACGGACACAGACCGCAUGUCGGGCAGCAAUUAUGAUAGCGAUGAGAGUCAGGACUCUGUCGAGACUGCGGAGCAUCAAAGCUUCUCCUACGUUCACUCUGAAAUGGGGAUGUCGGAUUUGAAGUCUGAGAUGAACGUGUCGGUAGCUCCCAGCAGAGUCAGCUCGUUAGCCUCCUCUCUGAGACGACGACUCUCAGCUUUUCCUGUAAAGCAAACUGAAGCAGACUUGUUUGAUUCUGAUGGGUCUGCUCCAAUGUACCGCUUGGUGCUGGCGGGGGAUGCAGGGUCAGGCAAAUCUAGCUUUUUACUGCGUCUGAGUCUGAAUGAGUUCAGAGGAGACAUGCAAACUACUCUCGGGGUUGAUUUUCAAAUGAAGAAGAUGCUUGUAGACGGAGAAAAGACGAACCUUCAGAUAUGGGAUACUGCUGGGCAAGAGAGGUUUCGCAGUAUUGCCAGAUCUUACUUCCGCAAAGCCCAUGGGGUGCUACUUCUUUACGACGUCACUUCAGAGAGCAGCUUUUUAAAUGUCCGAGAGUGGAUGGAGCAGAUUCAGGAGUCCACGGAUGGGAGUAUCCCCCUGUGUGUGAUUGGGAAUAAAGUGGACAUGAGAGCAGAGAGGCCUGAGGGAAGUUGUGUGAGUUCUGCCCAGGGGGAGAAACUUGCUAUGACUUACAACGCUUUGUUCUGUGAGACAAGUGCCAAAGAAGGUACCAAUAUAGUGGAGGCAGUUCUGCAUUUAGCGAGAGAGGUUAAGAAAAAUGCCAAACUGAGACGGAAGUCAGAGUCCCAGGUUAAGCUGAGUCUAAAUGGAGGAAAGAAGGCACUGAGUAACUGCUGUGGAGUCUGACCAUGACUGCUCAUCACACAGCCGUGCACAUAAAGGAACGUUUACUGAAUUAACGUCUUGAUUUAAAGGCUGUUUUUUAUAUAUGUUGUAAUCGUUUAAGAUGCAAAGCUAUAUUUUAAGCGCGAUUUGAUGAUCACCCCUUAAGUGGUGCUUUAUGUGAUUUUUGUUUUAAAGUUUUAAACAGAUGCAGAGCACUUUGAUGGUGUAGUUCACGAGGGCUUUUGUCACCGAUCAUAUAUGUUUAACAAGAUCAAAUUCCAUUUUCACUUUAGGAUGGG